AUUAUUAUUACAUAUUACAUACCCUCUUGUUCUUUUCUUCUUCAUACAUUUUCUAACUCUUCAAAAUAUAUUCCAUUUUUUUUUUCAAACUCUUUUGUUUUUGAUAAUUUUCAUUAUCAUGGGAUAUGGAACAAGAAAACUCUUAGAUGAAUAUGAUGUUUCAGAGAUUCUAGGUAGAGGUGGAUUUUCUGUUGUUAGAAAAGGUACAAGAAAAUCAAACAAUGAUGAUGAAAAAUCACAAUCAGAAUCAAAAUCACAAUCACAAGUAGUAGCAAUCAAAACACUUAGAAGAUUAGGCACUUCAAAUAAUAUACCAAGGAAAAAAGAAGGUGGUGAGAAAAGCACACAAACCAUGUUGAACUUCCCUACAAUGAGACAAGUUUCUGUCUCAGAUGCAUUACUAACAAAUGAGAUACUUGUAAUGAGAAGAAUAGUCGAAAACGUUUCGCCGCAUCCGAACGUUAUCGAUCUUUACGAUGUUUAUGAAGACACAAAUGGUGUUCAUCUUGUGCUUGAGCUUUGUUCGGGUGGCGAGCUUUUCGAUAGGAUUGUUGCGCAAGAUAAGUAUAGUGAGACUGAGGCUGCAACUGUGGUUCAUCAGAUUGUGGCAGGGUUAGAAGCUAUUCAUAAGGCUAACAUUAUUCAUAGGGAUUUGAAGCCUGAGAAUUGUCUUUUUUUAGAUGUUGGGAAAGAUUCUAGUCUUAAGAUUAUGGAUUUUGGGUUGAGUUCUGUGGAAGAGUUUACUGAUCCUGUUGUUGGUUUGUUUGGAUCUAUUGAUUAUGUUUCACCUGAGGCUCUUUCUCAAGGAAAGAUUACUACUAAGAGUGAUAUGUGGUCUCUUGGAGUCAUUCUAUAUAUCUUACUCUCUGGGUAUCCACCUUUCAUUGCUCAAAAUAAUCGCCAAAAACAACAAAUGAUAUUGAAUGGAAAUUUUAGUUUUUAUGAGAAGACUUGGAAGGGAAUUUCACAAUCAGCAAAGAACUUGAUUUCAAGUCUUCUAACUGUUGAUCCUGAUAAAAGACCUAGUGCUCAAGAGCUUCUAAGUGAUCCAUGGGUUAAAGGUGAGAAAGCCAAAGAUGAUCAAAUGGACCCUGAAAUUGUCUCAAGGCUACAAAGAUUCAAUGCAAGACGCAAACUUCGCGCGGCUGCAAUUGCUAGUGUUUGGAGCUCCUCAAUCUUCCUUAGAACUAAAAGAUUGAGAUCAUUGGUUGGAUCAUAUGAUCUCAAAGAAGAUGAAAUCGAAAAUCUCAGAAUGCAUUUCAAGAAAAUAUGUGCAGAUAGAGACAAUGCGACUCUUAGUGAGUUUGAGGAGGUGUUAAAAGCAAUGAAAAUGCCAUCAUUGAUCCCUUUUGCAGCUCGAAUAUUUGAUUUGUUUGACAACAACCGCGAUGGAACAGUUGACAUGAGAGAGAUUCUUUGUGGCUUUUCGAGUCUCAAGAACUCCAAAGGAGAGGAUGCUCUCCGUUUGUGCUUCCAGAUGUAUGACACAGAUAGAUCAGGAUGCAUCAGCAAGGAAGAAGUAGCAUCUAUGCUAAGAGCAUUGCCAUAUGACUGUCUUCCAACUGAUAUCACUGAGCCUGGAAAACUGGAUGAGAUUUUUGACUUAAUGGAUGCUAAUAAUGAUGGAAAAGUUACAUUUGAUGAAUUCAAAGCUGCUAUGCAAAGAGAUAGCUCUCUUCAAGAUGUAGUUCUCUCUACUCUUCGCCCAUAAUUGUUUUUUUAAUUCAUGAUGUUAUGGUGUUUUAAUACUUGUACUUUUUUUUGUUGUUGCCCUUUUGAGGACUUUUUUAUUUAUGAAGUUUUCAUUCCACAAAGUAUAUUAUGUACUUUGUUUUUUUUCUUGAGGAAUUGUUUUUAUGAAGUUUUCAUUCCGCAAAGGCACAAAGCAAACAUUACUAUUAUAGAAGAGUAACAAUGUUUUUGGAUCUACCCGGAUAAUUUUGGCGUAUGAAAAAUUAAUAUAAUAGUAUCUUAUGAUCAUAUCAUUAGAAUUGUUUUGUUUAUGUAUGUUAUAUUGUAAACUUAUUAAUAGUUUAUUUAUAAAGUUUAUUUGUUAUAGAUUAAAAUAUAAAUAAUUUUUGAGUUAUUCUGAAA
Molecule: messenger RNA, 2094 nt
Organism: Vicia villosa (hairy vetch)
Lineage: Eukaryota; Viridiplantae; Streptophyta; Magnoliopsida; Fabales; Fabaceae
Product: calcium and calcium/calmodulin-dependent serine/threonine-protein kinase
Exons: 7
Coding region: 119-1711 (530 amino acids)
Biological process (GO): intracellular signal transduction; protein autophosphorylation; peptidyl-serine phosphorylation
Cellular component (GO): cytoplasm; nucleus
Molecular function (GO): ATP binding; calcium-dependent protein serine/threonine kinase activity; calcium ion binding
Source: RefSeq, a predicted model, not a curated record